Molecule: messenger RNA, 1620 nt
Organism: Chelonoidis abingdonii (Abingdon island giant tortoise)
Lineage: Eukaryota; Metazoa; Chordata; Testudines; Testudinidae
Source: RefSeq, a predicted model, not a curated record
AUGUGGGAGCCUUUUAUUCUCUUCCUGCUGCUUGUGUCACUCCAGGGAACAGCGGAGGCAAGCUCCUCAGAGAAGUCAGCCAAGGACAUGUUUGCGGCCUGGAGGCAGUACCAGCAGGAGUGUGAGCGCACAAUGGCCGAGGAGCCGUAUCCCGCAGGCCUGGUGUGUAACCGGACCUUUGACAUGUAUGCCUGCUGGGAGGACACUCUACCCAACACCACCGCCAUGGUGCCCUGUCCGUGGUACCUGCCCUGGCAUCACCACGGCCCGGCUGGCCAGUGGGUGACGGACGAGUCGGGGCUGCCCUGGAGGGACCACUCGCAGUGUGAGGAUCUCAGCACAGACCACCCCUUCCAGAAGCAGGUGCGGUUCCUGGAGCAGUUCCGGCUGAUGUACACCGUGGGCUACUCCCUCUCGCUGGUCUCCCUGCUGCUCGCCCUGCUGCUGCUCCUGGCUUUCAGAAAGCUGCGAUGCACCCGCAACUACAUCCACGUGAACCUCUUCCUCUCGUUCAUGCUGCGGGCCGUCUCCAUCCUCACCCGGGAUGCCCUCCUCCGUGUGCGCUUCUCCAAGGACCUGCAGCACGAAGGGGACCUCUUCCAUCUCCUCGGGGACCAGGCUGCCGCUGGCUGCCGCCUGGCUCAGGUCCUGACCCAGUACUGCGUCGGGGCCAACUACUACUGGCUGCUGGUGGAAGGGCUCUACCUGCACAACCUGCUUGUGCUGAUGGCCAUCUCGGAGGAAAGCUGCUUUGUGGGCUACCUGCUUGUCGGAUGGGGAGCCCCCAUCCUGUUUGUCAUUCCUUGGGUGAUCAUCAGAUACCUCUAUGAAAACAACCAGUGCUGGGAGAGAAAUGACAACAUGGCCUAUUGGUGGAUUAUCCGCUGCCCCAUCCUGCUUGCCAUCCUGGUUAACUUUGUCAUAUUCGUCCGUAUCAUUAAGAUCCUGGUCUCCAAACUCCGGGCUCACCAGAUGCGCUACACGGAUUACAAGUUCAGGCUGGCCAAGUCGACACUGACCCUGAUCCCGCUGCUGGGCAUCCACGAGGUGGUGUUUGCCCUGGUGACGGAGGAGCAGGCCCAGGGGACGCUGCGCUACGUCAAGCUCUUCUUUGAGCUCUUCCUCAGCUCCUUCCAGGGUCUUCUGGUGAGCAUCCUCUACUGCUUUGUCAACAAGGAGGUCCAGUCUGAGAUCUGGAGGAAGUGGCAGAGGUGCCAGCUGGGCGCGAACCUGCUGGAGAAGCCUGGCCACAGCUGCAGCCAUGGGCUGUCCUGCCGCUGCCAGCAGGGCAAGGCCUCUGAGGCGGGCUGCCCCCAGCGCCCCAGCCACCCGGGGAAGAGGGGAGCUGAGGCGGAGUCCAACUGCAGCUCGGAGAACUCCAUGGGCGGCUCCCAGCUGCAGCAGCAGCAGCGCCGCCCCUACGCCAGUACCAUGGGCAGCAAAUCCUACUGCUACAUCCCGGUCCAGACGCAGCCAGCGGGCAGGCUGAGGGGCAAGGAGCUGCUCCCCAGUGCCAGGGAGCCUGGGGACAACAAGAUCUCAGAGAGCUGUUGCUAAAAUCGAACUCGGGGCCCUUCCCGCCUGCUGGCCCAGGGGCCGGGAGAGAGGGUCCAGGUUGUG